Messenger RNA from Penicillium verhagenii, 303 nucleotides. RefSeq lists its product as uncharacterized. The record is from RefSeq and is a predicted model, not a curated record. The transcript has a single exon. Lineage: Eukaryota; Fungi; Ascomycota; Eurotiomycetes; Eurotiales; Aspergillaceae. The coding region runs from base 1 to 303 and encodes 100 amino acids.
AUGCCUCAAGCGCGCUCAGAUUGCGCCGAGAGCCCGAGCUCCAUGCCAAAUAGCAAAGCGAAGAUAUUCAAUGGCAUCGCAGCACAGACGACAAAUGCAGUCAGCCGACCUCGCCGUCCGAUCCGAUCCGCAUGGACCAUUCCCCACGUCAGGGAAGAAUGCAAGGUUCAAUGGACGAAUCCACGCCAGGAUUUGAUUCAAAUGUUUGCAUUUGAUUUGUUCCCUGGCGAGGGCGGGCACGCCCCGAGCAGGCUUGAGUAUGGCACUAGCACUAGUCUACUGCAGUCUGGAUACAUUCGGUAA